CCGGCUUAGUUCGAAUCAGAAUGUCUAAUCGCAAAGAGUGUAGCUGGGUGCAGCGGCUGCUGCUGCUAAUAUGCAUACUUCCAGCGAGGGUUAUCACCAAUUAUAUACCAAAUCCCUGCCAAAUUGGUCAGGGAAAUGCCAAUGGCGGUUGCAGCCCCACUAUUGUGAAUGUGUAUAAUAACCAGUGCGGGGGUCAAACAGGGAUUGUAUGCAAUCCUCCCAAUCCUGUGACUACUGUUCUUCCUGGUACUCCCGGUUGCCCCAACACUCCUCAAUAUCCUACAGUGAAUCCGGUUGUUCCUAGUACUCCCGGUUGCCCCAACACUCCUCAAUAUCCUACAGUGAAUCCGGUUGUUCCUAGUACUCCCGGUUGCCCCAACACUCCUCAAUAUCCUACAGUGAAUCCGGUUGUUCCUAGUACUCCCGGUUGCCCCAACACUCCUCAAUGUCCUACAGUGAAUCCGGUUGUUCCUAGUACUCCCGGUUGCCCAAACACUCCUCAAUGUCCUACAGUGAAUCCGGUUGUUCCUAGUACUCCCGGUUGCCCAAACACUCCUCAAUGUCCUACAGUGAAUCCGGUUGUUCCUAGUACUCCAGGUUGCCCCAACACUCCACAAUAUCCUACAGUGGAUCCAAUUCUUCCUAGUCCUCCCAUUUGCCCCAACACUCCUCAAAAUCCUUGCACAACACCUACACCAACAACAACUCCCCCAAGUGUUACUGAACAACCAGCGCCGGCACCUAAGUCUACACCUCUCCCGACCCCAAUCCCAGUCACUAUGCCACCACCAGCUCCCAUUAUCCGAUGUCCAGAGGGAACAAUCUUGGUGAGAGGUGUCUGCCGUCUACUUUUCUGCGGAGAAAAUAGCUUAUACGCCGAAGGUCGCUGCAUUCGGACCCGCUGUCCAGCAGGAUAUGUUUGGACGGGAAUCCGGUGCUCGAAACCACAGCCAUUGGAACUCGGUACCAUCCACAUAGAGAACACUAUUCACCAGCUGCCUGGAACACAGCCCCCCCUGAUCCUAAACAAUGUGAACAACGUCAAGGUAAACGCCUCCAUCACUAUCCCAGGACUAGUCUCUGAGGAGGAAGAGGAUGAGGAAGUGGUGGCGCCGCAGCCACCUUCAACACCCUGCUGCAUUGUAUACGCUCCUCGGGUCUGCACCAACCAGGUGGGUCAAGUGCAGUACAAGUGCUUCAGCAGGAGCCAGCAGCAGUGUGGUUCCUUCUGCAGUGCCAACAAGGUGAUGCUCGCUCCGCCAGCAGUUACUACCUGGACGCAGUCCAACAACCAGAUGGUGGUCAUCCCUCCCAACUGGGCAGGUCAGGGCUGCCAGUCCAAUUAUGGCACUUGUCAACAACCUCAGAACCUCUAUGACUGCAGUGGCUGUGCGUUGGCUGACUUUUCGACCUGCUCCUCGUACUGCUACUCCUACAAAUGCAGCACCCACAACUGUGCCUACUAUGAUCAGGCCCAAUACUGCUCCCAAUACGCUGGCCAAAUCGGAUGCCGGCCGGAAGAUGGAUGGGCUCUGAGUGGAUAACUCUCGAAAAGGGCAAAAUAUAUAA
This is a messenger RNA of Drosophila erecta, 1569 nucleotides long. RefSeq lists its product as uncharacterized. The transcript has 3 exons. Bases 21 to 1544 code for a protein of 507 amino acids. Lineage: Eukaryota; Metazoa; Arthropoda; Insecta; Diptera; Drosophilidae. The record is from RefSeq and is a predicted model, not a curated record.